ACAAAAAACAAAUAAUGGUCCCUGUUCUGUUAAAAAUUGUGAUAAAGAUCCAAAUAUUUUUCGAAGUUUAACUCAAUUGGCUAUGAGAAAAGCAAAUGCUAAUGGUACUAUUCAAUGGUAUCUCUAUUUACAGUUAGGUCAGCAAGUUUGUAACUCUCAUUAUAUGUUUAUUGUUGAAAAUGAGCCAACUCAUGAACAUAAAGAUAGUCCUACUCCAAAUUUGUCAAAUAAAUUAUCAUUUGGGGAUCGAAUCAAAAAGAUGACGACUGUGUUGUAUCAAAGAAGAAAGAAAAGUCUCGUACUUGAUCCAAAAGAGUUUAAUCAAAUUCUUGAAAGUGCAGAUUCAGAUCUAAAAGGUUUUUUUGCUGAAAUGUGCAAUAUGUUAAUACCAAAUGAUUAUUCACCUUACAACCAAAAUGAAGAUAAAAAACAAAUAGUCAUAAUUUUAUAUUUGAUGGCUAGAUUACGAAAUAAACAUGUUAAUAGUUUCAAGUUAGAAUUAGCCUUGUAUCUCGCAAGAUUAAAAAUAUCGUGCAAUGCAAUUAAUGCGCUAAGUAAUGCUAGAAUUUCUGUUACUUACAAAACUAUAUAA
This is a messenger RNA of Racocetra persica, 592 nucleotides long. The record is from the annotation of a GenBank genome assembly. NCBI's taxonomy places the organism in Eukaryota, Fungi, Glomeromycota, Glomeromycetes, Diversisporales, Gigasporaceae.